AUGGAAAACACCGAGGCCAGAUUUCUCAACAGCCCUGCAUCUUCUGUGCAAACUGACGAGGCUUCUCCAAUUGACUCGUCCCAGAUUUCAAGGAGACCAAAGAGGGUCUCGCAUACAAAGUCACGCAAAGGCUGCCAGCAAUGCAAGAAAAGAAAGGUCAAAUGCGAUGAGCAGCGACCUGCGUGCUUCAAUUGCAGUAGAUUGCAAGAAGAAUGCAAGUACUUACCGCCACCACCAAAGAAGGCAUAUGUCAGGAGGUCAGGCUCUCCCAAACCAGCAAUAAGCGGCACUGGUGGUAUCAACCUCGGAGAUCUUGAAUUGUUUCACACAUACACUACAUCAACGUACUCAACUUUGUCAAUAUUUCCGGCACUGCAAGACUUUUGGAGGAUAACAGUUCCGCGUUUGGCUAUACACAACAGCUAUUUGAUGGGUGAAGUACUUGCGCUGGCAGCAUUGCACCUUGCUUAUCACAGACCGGAUCAGCGGCACGAAUACCUUGCAACGGCCCUCACACUCCAUCAGGAAUCUUCUCAGCAAGCAAUGGGACUCCUGAAAGAGUUAAAUCCCGAGAAUGCUGACGGCCUGUUCAUAUUUUCUUCUCUGACUAUUGUCAUCGCAAUGGCUACGCCAAAACGGUCGCAGCAAGAUGGGAUACCAGCGGGCGAAGGUGAUUUCGAAGAUUGGAUAUAUCUCAUACAAGGGACAGCUAAGCUCUCAACAACCUUCGAACAAGACUGUCCUGAAAGCUGUUUGACAUCAUUGUUCUCCUUUAGCCGUCAAAGAUGGGCAUUGCACAAUGUCUUUCACCCCUCCUACGACCAAAGGGAUGAGGUACUAUGCCAACUAGAAGAGAGGAUAAGAAACUAUGUCCCACAGAGCGAGAAGUUGAACAUUUUGAUCGAGAGGAUUGACAGCUUGCGAUCUGCAGCAUGUCGCACUGCGAGCUGGGAGAGUACUGAUUUGUUCUUUUGGUUAUACGCGGGUAUCGAUGGAUUUUUACCUCUUGUCAAAGCACGCGAUCAGGAGGCUUGGGCGGUACUAGCUCACUUCUGUCUUAUGGUCAGGAGAGCAGAGGCACAGUGGUGGUUGAAAGGGUGGGCGGACUGUAUGAUGAGAAAGAUUCACAUGCAUCUUGAUGAAGAGCAUAAAUCCUGGGUUUUGAGACUUUCAGAGGAGAUGGGAUGGAUCCCGCCAGCAACUCAAUGA
Fusarium mangiferae is the source of this 1209-nucleotide messenger RNA. RefSeq lists its product as uncharacterized. Gene Ontology annotation, molecular function: DNA-binding transcription activator activity, RNA polymerase II-specific; zinc ion binding. The transcript has 3 exons. NCBI's taxonomy places the organism in Eukaryota, Fungi, Ascomycota, Sordariomycetes, Hypocreales, Nectriaceae. The record is from RefSeq and is a predicted model, not a curated record. Bases 1 to 1209 code for a protein of 402 amino acids. Gene Ontology annotation, biological process: regulation of transcription by RNA polymerase II.